Molecule: messenger RNA, 2110 nt
Organism: Sorghum bicolor (sorghum)
Lineage: Eukaryota; Viridiplantae; Streptophyta; Magnoliopsida; Poales; Poaceae
Exons: 5
Coding region: 1137-1952 (271 amino acids)
Biological process (GO): protein modification process
Cellular component (GO): mitochondrion
Source: RefSeq, a predicted model, not a curated record
GCGUUGUUGGGGCUUGCGGGAGCGAGGGAGUGCGGGAGAGAUGGAUGGGAUACUGAGGGGUGGGGAGGUGUCUAGAAGAGAGAGUGGGGCCCACAUGUCGGCGCAAAUUCACUCGGCUGAGUGAAGCAUCACGCGGCGGCUUCACCAUGGAGCCAUAGACGGGUCCGUUUCACGUUUUUUAGGUGUAGAGAUUAGUGUACUGUGUACAGUGAGCAAAAUUUUUUUGCCCUCUGUUAUUUAGCCCUCCCCUUGGUCCAUUUCUCGAUCCGCCACUGGAUGUUGGUACAGAUGGGUUGAACCCGCUUCCAUGGGCUGGAUCGGGGCGGGUUAUUUGCUUCAAAAUUUGGGUGGGGUUGGGUUAGGGGAACAACUUGAUAGCCUGAUGAUCGGGGUGGGUUAAGGGUGGAUUUAGCCCCAUUAGGCCUUAUUUGGAUGUAGUCGGAUUCGCAUCAAUCCACAUGUAUUGGGGUGGAUUGGAGUGGAACUUGAACUAAAUUCCACCCCAAUCCACUCCAACACAUGUGGAUUGAGGUGAAUCCAAUAACAUCCAAACAAGACCUUAACAGGGCGAGAUCCUGGUCUGGAUCCGAUGUUGGUCUGGCACCAAUACGGUGCUCCCGAACGAGGCCUUAAUUGGGCCGAAAGCAAGCCCCCCACCCCGAGGCCCUAUUGAGUGACAACUCUUCUCUUCUUCUUCCCCAGACGCCCGCGAUCGCAAUCCGCCGCCGCAGCCCGGCACCAGACGCCAUCUCUGGGCGUCAAGGUCAAGCGACUCUCACCCCCACUCCCAGUGCGUUCCCCUUCCCCGUCCACUCUCACCUUCCAGCCCUAGCUAGAGGCUAGUGCCUAGACCGGUGUACCUUGGGAGACGAGUGCCAGGUGCGGCGGCCGGCGGGAUCUAGUCAUCCGGGACGUCUGCACUUCGCCACAGCAGCAGGCAUCCCGUAAGCCGACAGGGCCGCAGGGCGCCGCACCAGAGGCUCAGCCGCGCAAGGCACCGAGCAGCCGAGCAACAAGUAGUCAGGCAGCCUGUGGGCAGCGGCAGACGGCAGCAAGGCUGGAAAUCACGAAGUACCUAUAGAGCUCAGCCCUGCCUACUAUUUUAGUCUGAGUCUGCCCCUGAUCAAGAUUCAAGUAUGGCUUCUGCCGGGUUGGCUGGGAUGAGCGGUGCGGCUCGUCCUCUCAUGAGGCUCGUCACCAUGAGCGGUGUGCCAAUCCUCCAGCAGCUGCACCUGGAGGAGGAGCUCCUGCGCUGCACUUCAGACAACUGGUGCAUCAUCAACAAUGGCACGACCCCUGCUACCAUCGUCAUGGGCGUGUCUGGGAGAGUCUCAGAGCUUGUAAAGAUACAGCCUGCCCUCCGGGACCAGGUGCCGGUCGUGAGGAGGUUCAGUGGAGGUGGCACCGUCAUUGUUGAUCAGGGAACGGUGUUUGUGACUUUCAUUUGCAACAAGAAUGCCAUUGCCGGGCUGCAGCCCUUUCCACGGGACAUCAUGUCAUGGAGUGGUCAGCUAUAUGGCAAAGUUUUUGACAGAUUUGGUGAAUUUCAUCUACGUGAGAAUGACUAUGCAUUUAGUCAUCGAAAAUUCGGUGGAAAUGCUCAAUCAAUAACAAAAAAUCGUUGGGUUCAUCACACAUCGUUCUUGUGGGAUUAUGAUGUGAAAAAUAUGGAUUAUCUCAAAAUCCCAAAGCGUGCACCGGAAUAUCGACUGGCAAGAAACCACACAGAUUUCUUGUGCCGCAUGAAGGAGUAUAUACCUUCACGUUCAGUUUUCACCGAUGGGGUCAUUGCGGCCCUGGGAGAACACUUCUCAGUUCAGCCCAUGGAUCUACAAGCAGUUCCUUCCGGUGAUGAAGAAUUUGUGCCUUCUACAAAGCUGCUGUCACAACAAGACCUAGAGGAAAUUGUUUCCUCCAAAGAAUCCCCUAGAGUACAGAAAGUCGAAGCAUGACCAUGAUUGUCGUUUUUUGUUGUGAAAUCUGAGCAAUUAUCUGCGCUGUGGAUUCAUUCAACUUCGAGUCCGACAUUAUGGUCACUGAACCACUGACAUUGUUUUUUCGAAACCCAGUACAUAUGAAGAUCCUCACACGCAUGUGCGUCAUAUUCCUA